ACCGUAUGACAGAUUUGUAGUUCGAUAUUUUCCCACGUAACGAACGGGCUACCUAGUACGGGUAUGUUUCGCUGUAAAAAUACCGAAACAGCGCUCGGUAGCCCGCUAAAACAUCGCACGGUCACCCUUCUCAGGAUCGAAGAUCGAACUUUUUUCAUUAGCACGUGGGAGACAGCGGACGAUACAUCGGGCGAGAGGAGUCAUUUCGAGUGAUAAUAAACAACCAUGGAUUUAUCAAUGAACAGAACGCAAUGUCGGAUCCAGGAGAUUCAGCAACAACAGCGAGAGUUGCAAAAUGAACUCGUGGGGCUCCAACAUAUGUGCCCGCCAAUACCCCGGACGCAAACGGUGCACCAGUCGUUGCCGCAAGAACGGUGGGCACAACAGCCUCCGCAGCACCAGCAGUGGCAACAACAGCAGCAGCAUUAUCAGGUGCACCGAAUGCCGCAGGAGUAUAGCCAGGAGCGGUUAAUCCCCCAGCAACUCCCGCCGAACAACAACGCUGCCUGGAUUCGGCAGCAAGCCGUACCACAGGUACCAUUACCGAUGGAGGACAGGGUGCCUUACCGGCCGAGUGUCAGCUACCAACCGAUCUCAAGGUGUUCCUGUCCUUCGCCAACGGCGUAUCAAGACUUAUGGGCAUCGUAUCAACAACUGGAGCAGAAGGCAGACGAACUGCGCACGGAGAAGGGGAGGAUAUUGGGAAAACUGUCCGCUGAGCGGAAACACGGAGCGGCUAUGAAAAAAAAAGGUUACGGCGAUGCAGCGAAUCGUGAAAUAAUUUAA
Venturia canescens is the source of this 786-nucleotide messenger RNA. RefSeq names its product activating signal cointegrator 1 complex subunit 2 homolog. The coding region runs from base 226 to 786 and encodes 186 amino acids. The transcript is spliced from 5 exons. NCBI's taxonomy places the organism in Eukaryota, Metazoa, Arthropoda, Insecta, Hymenoptera, Ichneumonidae. The record is from RefSeq and is a predicted model, not a curated record.